Molecule: messenger RNA, 1091 nt
Organism: Balaenoptera ricei (Rice's whale)
Lineage: Eukaryota; Metazoa; Chordata; Mammalia; Artiodactyla; Balaenopteridae
Gene: PSME1
Product: proteasome activator subunit 1
Exons: 11
Coding region: 202-951 (249 amino acids)
Biological process (GO): regulation of G1/S transition of mitotic cell cycle; positive regulation of endopeptidase activity; regulation of proteasomal protein catabolic process
Cellular component (GO): proteasome activator complex; cytoplasm; nucleoplasm
Molecular function (GO): endopeptidase activator activity
Source: RefSeq, a predicted model, not a curated record
CUCGGGCUUUAGGGCGAGCCGCGGCUGGGCCGCCUCCCUGAGCCCUUCCGCUCCUCGCCUCUCUCUGGUCUGUCCCCGCCUCCUCCAGUGCCUCCACUCCCACUACCCAGGAGGGCAGCGCGGGGAGCGAGUGCUGCUUUCGCUUUCCCUUCCCCGUGUCCGUCCUCGCUCCGCGUGCGGCCCUAGGCCGCCGCCCCGGCUAUGACCACGCUCAGGGUCCUGCCCGAAGCCCAAGCCAAGGUGGAUGUGUUCCGUGAAGACCUAUGUACUAAGACAGAGAACCUGCUCGGGAGCUAUUUCCCCAAGAAGAUUUCUGAGUUGGAUGCAUUUUUAAAGGAGCCAGCUCUCAAUGAAGCCAACCUGAGCAAUCUGAAGGCCCUGCUGGACAUCCCAGUGCCUGAUCCAGUCAAGGAGAAAGAGAAGGAGGAGCGGAAGAAACAACAGGAGAAGGAAGACAAGGAUGAAAAGAAGAAAGGGGAAGAUGAAGACAAAGGUCCUCCUUGUGGCCCAGUGAACUGCAAUGAGAAGAUCGUGGUCCUCCUGCAGCGCCUGAAGCCUGAGAUCAAGGAUGUCAUUGAGAAGCUCAACCUGGUCACCACCUGGUUGCAACUGCAGAUACCUCGGAUUGAGGAUGGGAACAAUUUUGGAGUGGCCGUCCAGGAGAAGGUGUUUGAGCUGAUGACCACCCUUCACACCAAGCUGGAAGGCUUCCACACUCAAAUCUCCAAGUAUUUCUCUGAGCGAGGUGAUGCUGUGACCAAAGCGGCUAAGCAGCCCCACGUGGGUGAUUAUCGGCAGCUGGUGCACGAACUGGAUGAGGCAGAGUACCGGGAUAUCCGGCUGAUGGUCAUGGAGAUCCGCAACGCUUACGCUGUGUUAUAUGACAUCAUCCUGAAGAACUUCGAGAAGCUCAAGAAGCCCAGGGGAGAAACAAAGGGAAUGAUCUAUUGAGAGCCUCCUCUCAUUCUGUGAUGGGUCCAGCAGAGACCUUCCUGACUUUCACAGGGGACUCCAGACUUUCCCCACCUUCUGUCUGUUGAGGUUUCUCCCUCACCUUGCCUCCCAGGCACAAUAAAUAUAGUCAUACCAUC